AAUCGAUAACAAUUCACUUCAACUUCGACUUAAAAAUGUUGAAUACCAGCUUAGUAAUCUAAUGAGAGCACAAAGAAAAGGAGCGGACCUGCAGUCAACAAAACAAGAUAAUAUAAGACUUGAUGGCACCAUUCCUCAAUCUCUGGCAACAAAUAUUCUUGCUCCAAGACUAAUUCCAUUCCCAAGCUUCAAAACAUCACAUUUUGAGGAAAUGAAACAAGACUUGAACCAAAAUUCAGACAUUAGUGAAAACGGACAGCUACUCAACGAAAACCUGGAAUUUACUUUAGAGAUUUCAUACCUUAAAGCAAGGCUCAAGAGRUCAGAAACAGCAAGAGCAGUUGCAGAAAGGAAAAUCGACAAUCUUGAAGAGAAGUUAAAGCAAGCUGAGAAAUUACUGGUGCAACCUUUGGCAGCGCAAGAUACGUUAUCAGAACAAACGAAUUCGAAGCUGUCGCGUGCAGCAUGUCCUUCAUAUGUUGAUUCUUCUGUCCAGCAAAUAUUUCCUGGUAAAGCUGAYCAUAGUGACAUGAUGUCCUACAACGUUAUGAUGUGUCUAGACAGGAUCUUAAAGGCUGUGCUAUUGCUUGACGAGAAGAUAACAUGUUAUCAGAAGUCUUGAUUUAAAACGCUCAAUGGCUGCAUGUUCUUCCGUUCCUUCUAUGGAUGGGUCAUGUAGACAAUGAUGUAGACAUCCAAAAUACUCAUGAUUCCGAUGCGCACGCCCAAUGUUUGAUCACAGGAUAGAUAUACGGAUUCUAAUUUGUAAUUAAACGUAUGAAUUGAAAUAAACUUAUGA
Molecule: messenger RNA, 799 nt
Organism: Exaiptasia diaphana
Lineage: Eukaryota; Metazoa; Cnidaria; Anthozoa; Actiniaria; Aiptasiidae
Exons: 7
Coding region: 62-622 (186 amino acids)
Source: RefSeq, a predicted model, not a curated record